Triticum aestivum (bread wheat) is the source of this 1369-nucleotide messenger RNA. RefSeq names its product DNA repair protein XRCC3 homolog. The record is from RefSeq and is a predicted model, not a curated record. Gene Ontology annotation, cellular component: Rad51C-XRCC3 complex; replication fork. Gene Ontology annotation, molecular function: ATP-dependent DNA damage sensor activity; ATP binding; four-way junction DNA binding. The transcript has a single exon. Bases 70 to 1005 code for a protein of 311 amino acids. Gene Ontology annotation, biological process: resolution of mitotic recombination intermediates; t-circle formation; double-strand break repair via synthesis-dependent strand annealing. Lineage: Eukaryota; Viridiplantae; Streptophyta; Magnoliopsida; Poales; Poaceae.
GUUAUGUCCGGUUAAAAAAAAAGUUAGGGAAUCUGCUGGGAGGUCUCCAGUCGCGUUUGAAGGCGAGCGAUGGCUAUUUGGUCUGGCCCAUGGCUAUUCGAACCCCAAAUUGUCAAAUCCCCAAAUCCCUCGGCAGCGAGAUUGCCGGCGAUGCGGCCUCCGGCGCCCAAGACCUCCGCCUACAGCCAACAAGAACCUCGUCCGGAGAACCUCCUUCUUCUCCUCGCUCCCCCCCGCGCUGCCAAACUCUCCCUUGGCUGCCCCCUCUUGGACCGCCUCCUCUCCGGUGGCCUCCCCGCCGCGUCGGUCACAGAGAUUGCUGGCGAAUCCGCCGCCGGGAAGACCCAGCUUUGCCUCCAGCUCGCCCUCCUCGCGCCCCUCUCCCCUCACCCUUCCUCCUCCCUCUUCCUAUGCUCCGACGUCCCCUUUCCCCUCCGCCGCCUCCGCCUCCUUGCCCCCAAAUCGCGGCCAGACCUCCUGGAUCACGUCCUUGUGGCCGCUGUACACUCCCCCUCCGACCUCCUCUCCCUCCUAUCCCGCGCCCAGUACCACCUCUCCCACCCGAGUCGCUCCCCCCAUCCCCUGCCUAUCCGCGUCAUCCUCCUCGACUCCAUCGCUUCCCUCUUCCGCGCCGACUUCGACGCCUCACCCGCCGACCUCAAACGCCGGUCUGGGCUCUUCUUCAAGAUAUCCGCAAAACUCAAGGAACUGGCUCACAGGCACCAAUGCGUGGUUGUGGUUACCAACCAGGUGGUCGACGUAGUGGAGGGGAACACGGGAAACAACGUGGCCUGGUCGUCGGGGCGGCAGGUGAGCCCUGCGCUGGGGCUUGCGUGGGCCAACUGCGUCAACACUCGGCUGUUCCUGACGCGGGAGGUGGAUAGCAACAGUGGGAGUGCGAGGAGGCACAUGAAGGUGGCCUUCGCGCCGCACCUGCCGGUGCGGACGUGUGAGUUCGUGAUACGGAGGGACGGUGUCUUCGGCGUUGAGCCGGCACAAAGGUAGGCCGGCGGUCUUGUAUGUCAGUCAUCUUUUGCCACGAGAGUACCCGACGACCUGUUCGAUCGAAUGUGCAUCUGGUUGAUUCAGUUUGAAAUACAGUGUAAGAAGAUUAUCCUCAUUCCUCGAUGGUUCAAACGAAAUGUGAAUUAGCUCUGUCUUAUUUCUUAUAGAUCUUUUUUGGGGAUGCGGUGAACUUAUGGCGAGCAACAUUGUAGUAGUUAGUUAUGAAAUCCCAAGGCGGACAAAAAUAGGUUUUUGCUUUACUGGGCGUGGUUGAAAUCAGGGUAUUGAUUAUGUUAUUUUUUCUGAAAGACCCGGCUUGAACACGGGCUUCAUUGAUUUAGCAGAAAGCAAUGGAAACAUGUAG